Molecule: messenger RNA, 1688 nt
Organism: Linum tenue
Lineage: Eukaryota; Viridiplantae; Streptophyta; Magnoliopsida; Malpighiales; Linaceae
Source: the annotation of a GenBank genome assembly
CCCGUGCCCCACCCUCCACCGCCUCCGACCCACUCAAACCAGACUUCUUCUAACCACUCAACCCCCUCCGCUGCCGUCGGCCGGGUUCUGGGUCGGCCAACGGAGUACGUCCGGUCCACUUACAUCUUCGGAUGGGAAAUAGGUCGGGGCCAAUUCACAGUUACCUACUUAGUAACCCACCGGGAGACUAAAGAGCAGUUCGCUUGCAAGUUAAUCUCAUUGAGGAAGCUGAUCAAUCGCGACGACAUUAAAGACGUCAGCCGCGAGGUCCAAAUUAUGCAUCACCUGACGGGUCACUAUAACAUAGUCGAGCUGAAGGGUGCGUACGAGGAUCGACAUUCAUUCAAUUUGGUGAUGGAGCUUUGCGCCGGUGGGGAGCUCUUCGAUCGGAUCAUCGCCAAGGGACAUUACUCCGAGAGGGCGGCGGGUGGGCUUUGCCUGCAGAUCGUCACGGUGGUGCACAAUUGCCAUUCUAUGGGGGUAAUGCAUAGGGAUUUGAAGCAGGAUAAUUUCCUCUUCUUGAGUACAGCUGAGGAAUCGCCUCUCAAGGCUAUUGACUUCGGGCUCUCUGUGUUUUUCAGGGCAGGAGAUGUGUUCAAGGGCCUUGUUGGAAGUGCAUAUUAUGUAGCUCCUGAAGUUCUGCGAAGAAGCUAUGGUCCUGAGGCUGAUAUAUGGAGUGAUGGUGUUAUCUUGUAAAUCUGCUCAGUGGAGUUCCACCAUUCUAGGGAGAAAUGGAGCAGGCUAUCUUUGAUGUUGUUUUGCAUGGACAUAUUGAUUUCUCUUCCGAGCCCUGGCCUUCAAUAUCCAGUAGUGGUAAAGAUCUCAUCAAGAAGAUGUUGAGGGUUGAUCCAAAGGAAAGACUAUCAGCAGCCGAAGUCCUCAAUCAUCCAUGGACGAGAGAAGACGGUGAUACAUCUGAUAAGCCUCUUGAUAUUGCUGUUUUAUCAAAAGAAUGAAACAGUUCAAGGCUAUGAACAAGCUAAAAAAAGUAGCUCUGAAGGUAAUCGCGGAAAAUCUUUCUGAGGAAGAAAUCAUGGGGUUAAGAGAAAUGUUUAAAUCCAUGGACACGUAUAACAAUGGAACCAUAGCUUACGAGGAGUUGAGGGCUGGUCUUCCAAAGCUCGGAACCAAGCUUUCCGAGUCUGAAGUCAGGCAAUUAAUGGAAGCGGCAGGCGUGGAUGGAAAUGGAACAAUCGACUACAUAGAGUUCAUCACAGCGACCAUGCACUUGAAUAGAAUGGAAAGAGAGGAUCAUUUGUACAAGGCCUUUGAAUAUUUCGACAAGGACAAGAGCGGGUACAUCACUACGGAAGAGUUGGAGCAUGCGUUCAAGCAAAUACAACAUGACUGAUCCCAGAACAAUAAAGGAGAUAAUUGCACAAGUAUACACCGACAAUGAUGGAAGAAUCAAAUACGACGAGUUUGCAUCCAUGAUGAGAAAAGGAAGUCCAGAGUUGGUCCCCAACAGACGGCGCAAAUAAGCUGAUAGUGUCCAUCUGAGAUCCAUGCUUGACGACCACUUCAGAUUUUGUCAUGCGAUCAUACGAUAGUUUCCCUUUGGGGUGUCCAGGGGUGAAAAAUGGAAGGGGGUUGCGGGGAAUGCAUUAGGAAUGAGAGUGUCGUUGUUGUUGAGAGAAGAGUGUGUUUGUUUUAGUUGUUCGGUUGUUCAACUUGCGAGUUAAUACAGA